Messenger RNA from Xiphias gladius (swordfish), 849 nucleotides. It is a transcript of the gene ccdc85ca, whose product is annotated as coiled-coil domain containing 85C, a. Gene Ontology annotation, cellular component: apical junction complex. The record is from RefSeq and is a predicted model, not a curated record. Lineage: Eukaryota; Metazoa; Chordata; Actinopteri; Istiophoriformes; Xiphiidae.
AUGGAUGGUGAUGGGGUGGAUAUGAGCCAGCCGUCCGACAAGGACCUGCUGAUGCUGCAGAAGGUGGAUCUGAUCCGGAGCCUGAGGAGCCUGGAGAGCCGUAACAUGGACCCAAUGCUGGAGCACGGAAAGAUGAUGAAGGACGUUAACCGGGGCCUGCAGGUCUGACUCCAUGAGAUCCGGAGUCUGAAAGAGGUCAACCAGAAACUGCAGGACGAUAAACAGGAGCUCCGAAAGCUGUGCUGCCUCCUGGAUGACGACCAACAGAAGGGGAAGAAGGUGGAAGAAGGCCGUUAUACUAUAUCCUGUGGAAAGCAAAAGCUGAAGGAGCUGGAGGCCAGUCAGGAAGUGCUGAGGACAGAGAACCUGGAGAUGAAGGAGAUCUUCCUCAUGCUGAAUGAAGAGAGGAGCAGAGCCGGCUCAAUCACAGCCCAGCCAGCAGCCAGCCCUGAACACCCCCCCAACAAACACUUACACAAAGAAAACAUAUCAGCCAGCUACAUCAGACAGCUGGAGAAAAAGGUGAGGAUGCUAGAGGAUGAAAACAAGCCGUCACAGCUGCUGUCAUGGUCACUGCUCUCAUCACUUUACACAGAACAAAACACAUCAUCGGCCAAUGCCAAACCUGUUCCUGAGCUGGCCUUCUCAGCUGACGUCUUCUCAGUUCCCAAGCCUGUUCCUGAGCCGGCUGAUGUCGAACCUGCUCCAGGUUCCCAGUCGGCGGCCUGGUCGAUAUCUGUACCUGGUUUCCAGUCAGCAGUCUGGCUGACUCCUGGUCCUGAGCUCCCAUUAGGUCUGUCCAACUCCUGGUCCCGAUUUCCAGUUGGCGGCCUGACUGACACCUACUAA